Molecule: messenger RNA, 2590 nt
Organism: Linum trigynum
Lineage: Eukaryota; Viridiplantae; Streptophyta; Magnoliopsida; Malpighiales; Linaceae
Source: the annotation of a GenBank genome assembly
CCUAUCCUUUCUUUCUUCUGUCUGUCUUCCCCAGACAAACAUACAUGGGAAAAUUCCGAAAAACACCAGACCGAGUCACAAGGAAUACUCUAUCAGUUUGUUUGGUCUUUUGUUUCAGAAUACCACAGUCUAAAAUUGGCUUUGAAGCUGAAUUCAAUCACCACCUCACAAAAAACAAAAAAAACAAUCAAAAUUUCAUCCCCCGCCAUGCAUGCAAAUCACGUCCACGUAUCAAUCACCAAGUGAAGCACACAAAUUAAGCCAAAGAACAACCUCACUCCCCCCUUAUAUCCCUAUCCCAUCAACAAUAGCAACAAACAAAAAAAAAUCAUCAACCAACAGAAACAAACCAGACACGAACAUCUCUGUUUCGUUCACAGAUCGAAUUGUACCGAAUCGAUAUGCUUCCGAAACUGCUCCUAGCCGCCGUGGCACUUGUGGUGAUGCUGGUGGGGACGGCGGAGGCACAGACAGGGAAAGCAGCAGAGAGCCGGAUGGCGGCGAGUCUGGAAGAACAAGUGGGGGUGGCCGGAAUAAAGAAGAUGGCGGAGGAGUUCAUCCAGCCGGCGGCGGGCCGAAUCUUCAGGAGGAAGCUCCAGCAGAGGGAUCGGUACAUUACGUACCAAGCGCUGAGGGCGAACAGCAUUCCCUGCGGGUGGAAAGGGAACUCCUACUACGACUGCAGCUACCGCAUCCGGGCUAACCCCUACACCCGAGGUUGCACCGAAGCCACCCGCUGCUUCCGAUACACCCAUUGAUCAACUGCUCUUUUUUUUUUCUUUUCUUCUUCUUCUUCUUCUUCUUCUUCUUCUUCUUCUUCUUCUUCUUUAAUUUGAUUAAUUAAUAAUUUGUUUAUUAGAUUGAUUGGAUUCUGUCGCGGCGUAGUUUGUAAUGCUUUUUUUUAUGUUUGAUUAGGGUAAUAAUAAAUUGCUUGCUUUUUCCAGCUGGAUCCCUUUUUUUCCCUCUAAAUCAAGUCGAUUUCCCUAUAUCCUUCCUCUUUUACACCAGUAAUUUCUUUGUUUUUAACUAAAUGAGAAUGAUGAUGAUCCUAUUUAUCAUGCAAUUGUGAUUGUUGCUUUUCAUUCUAGUACAAAGCUGCAGCAUUUGAAUGGGGUAAGGUUUGAUGAAAUUAACAAUGUGAAAAAGAAAUUCCAACAUGAUAUUUCUUCAAGCCAAUUCAUUACUAUACGCUCUGAUAAGUAAGUAGUGCCGUCUAUCACUUUUUCCCGUCGAUAUCAAGUGACAGAGAAGGAAAGAAUGUUCAAAGUAUGCAACGAAAAAAAUUCAUAUAUAGUUGUACAUAUUAUCACUUCAAAAGACGAAAAAAUAAAAAGAAGAAAAAACUUACCUCACUGUGUCGAUUAACAAUUGUUUAACAUAUGUUAUUCUGAUGAGAUCGGAUUGUAAGUGAUUGUAGAUAAGAUCUCCAAUCUGGUCGUAGUUGAGCAAGGAAGUACUAGCUAGGCAAUGCAUAAGGGGAAUAUUCCCCAUAUAAUAAUAUAAGUAAAGUAGUUCCUCUCCUUUUCCAAGGGAAAGGAAAUCACCAUGAUGCAUGAGAUGGUUGUCACGCCGGCCGGCGUGUCACCGGUUGUACCGGGUUCAACCGGUACCGGUCAUAAAACCGGCGUGACAUUAUCGGUAUGACCGGCAUGAUCGAUAUACGAAUCUCUAAGUAAAAUGACUUUAUUUUAGAGAAUUUAAUUGAUAAAAAUUAUUUUAUUAUUUGUUUUAUGAGUAUAAAAGUUAAAUAUUGAUGUUAUUUGUUGGAUUCAAGUAUAAAUGCUUAGGUAUUGACGUUAAAUGUCAUGUUUAAAUAUGAGUAUUUAUAAUUUUAUUUGUAAUAUUGACCGGCAUGAACCGGCACAAACCGGUAUGUGCCACCGGUUGAACCAUUCCAUUUGCUAAACCGGCACACUGACAUAAACUGGUUUGACAACCUUUGAGACAUGUCCAAUUCAAAAGCGAACCAGCUUUACCACCAUCAUCGAAAUGCAUUAAUUAAUUAACAUGUGUAGAAUAAUGAAGGGGGCAUAUCGUUGUUCGCUAGCUGUUGCUUUUGAUGCAUAAUGAACCGCAAUGAUGCAGCCAAGUUGCAGCUACAAAGAUGUCGAGAAAGCUAGCUCGAGAGGCGCCAUUGGCUACGUUACGUUGGAGAUGAUUAAUUAAGAUUCGGUUAAUUUGUAUUUGGAACUUGGAGCGAGCUUUAUCGAUGAUGAUCUCUAGCUCUAAGCAUCAUUACGAACGCAACGGCAACAUUCAGCAGGCUGGCUCCCCCGGCCCGGCCGGCCAAGUUUGUAUAAUGAUGAUGACAAUUGUUUGCCGGGAAGAGAUAAUUAAUUAAUGUAGUCAAUAAUAGAUUUUGGGAUAUGUCUGUCUCCUUUGAAAGGCAAACCUAGGGUCAGUUUGUGAUGAUAAUUAACUAAUUCAACUAAUACUUCACAUCUUCUUUUUUUGUUUCUCAAAGCUAUCAACAUCCUACUUCCUAUGGAAGAAAGAAAGAAAAUGGAUCAUUACUUCCACAUUGAGAAUUGGUUCUCUUCUCAAAUGCUGGAGCCAUAACUUUAUAGGAGAAAAAAUGGAUCAUUAUUAC